Molecule: messenger RNA, 1065 nt
Organism: Mesorhabditis spiculigera
Lineage: Eukaryota; Metazoa; Nematoda; Chromadorea; Rhabditida; Rhabditidae
Source: the annotation of a GenBank genome assembly
AUGGCGAUGGUCCCGCUUGGAGAGGGUGGAUUUGGAGAAGUAUGGCAUCUACCCGAUACUGAACCACAAAUGGUGAUGAAGAAGGUUCGACAGACAAAUGACACCGACAGUUAUUUACGGUAUUUGAGGGAACUUCAAACAUUGAAGGAUCUGAUACAUGAAAAUGUGGUCCGAUAUUAUGAUGCUCCCUCGACCUUGAAUUAUCCUGGCAUCAAACCAGACGACUUGUUGUUAUUUAUGGAAUACUGUGAACACCUUUCGUUGCGACAUGUUAUCACGGACAUCAACUUGGUCUAUUCAAUGGCAACAAUAGCUCAAUGGUCGACAGAAAUGUUCAGCGCUCUCGAACAUCUUAAAAGUAUGAACAUUGUUCAUCAGGAUGUCAAACCGGAUAAUUUAUUUGUCUGCGGUCAUGAUUAUGUGCUAAAAUUAGGAGAUUUUGGCAUUGUCCGCGAUAUGAAAACGAUUGGAAAGUAUCGAGGUGGAACACGUGGUUAUAAAGCGCCGGAAAUUGAAUACGGCGAAACGCUGGUUGGAGAGGACGCCUAUAAAUGUGAUAUUUAUGGAGCUGGAUGGGUUGUAUUUGAUAUGGUUAAUAGAAGACCCGGGAACCGAGACAUUCAGGAAAUGUUCAAGGAUCAUCGACAUUUAGCUACGCUGAAAAGGCUUGUAAUCGGAUGUACAAAUAAAGAAGUUGCGAAUCGAUUGAGUGUUGAGGAUGCUUUGGCCCAUUGCAAAACAAUGACCAAGGAGUUCAAGAAAUAUCACGCAAAGCCAGAUCCUGAUCAAAAACCCGGCGAGCUAAAGCCCCCAGUUGGAUUGAAUGAAAAAGGAAAGCAGGCUGACGGACAGACCGAGCAAAUACAUAUCCAUGGGGUUGAUCUAAGCUUCAGUUCAUCCUGCAGUCUCCAGAUGGCUCCAAAAGCUAAACAGAACCAAUCGACGGUUACUCGACGAGAAAAACUACUGAUGGAUUUUGUUGUAGAUGUGUUUCUUCCACGGCAAGACAGAAUUGACACAUUUUGGGAAAACGUAACCAACCGAAAAUUGGACAAUGCUUUUGAC